GCGUGUUGCAGGCGUCACCUCCUUAGCGGUGUGCAGUGAUGAGCGGUCUGUAAAAUAACAUAACUUUGCGGAAAAGAAAGACAACAUGAAACCUAACAAAUACAAACAAUCCCAUUCAACUGAGAGGGAAUUUGGAGGUGCACUGGGUGCCACCUGCAUCCCAGUGUUCCUGCCUUUGACAGUUCUGUACCUGCUGAGUGUGUGUCGGUCUCCAGCAGCUAGUGUGCUUCAGUGGCCUCCACCUCUUACCCCCGCUGCCCAGUUAUGGGACCCCUUAGCUGUGGUUCUGGUUGCAGGUUGGAUCACCCUGCAGAGCUUUCUAUACCUGCUGCCAGUGGGGAAGGUUUCUGAAGGAUUAGUCCUUAGAGAUGGAUCCAGGCUGAAAUAUCCUAUUAAUGGUUUUCAUUCCCUCUGCAUUACUGUUGCCCUUUUGUUACUGUGUCUUGGGCUUGGGAUGCCCCUCGGGUAUCUCUUUGAACUUGUGUUGCCUCUGGCUGUGUGUGCCAUUGCUUUGUCCUACCUGUUGUCUAUGUACCUCUACAUUCGCUCAUUCUGGGCUCCUAAAUAUGCUUUAUCCCUUGGAGGAAACACAGGAAAUCCCCUGUAUGACUUCUUCAUUGGUCGAGAGCUUAACCCUCGCAUUGGGGACUUUGACUUGAAAUAUUUCUGUGAACUCAGACCUGGAUUAAUAGGCUGGGUAGUAAUAAACCUGGGGAUGCUGAUGAAAGAGGUAGAGCUAAGGGGCUCUCCAUCUCUCGCCAUGCUGCUUGUGAAUGUCUUCCAACUCCUCUAUGUCACAGAUGCUUUAUGGAACGAAGAGGCUGUGCUUACAACUAUGGACAUUGUACAUGAUGGAUUUGGGUUCAUGUUGGCAUUUGGAGAUCUUGCUUGGGUUCCUUUCACAUAUGGCCUUCAGGCCAUGUUUUUGGUUGUGCACCCACAGCCAGUUAGUACCCUUGGAGCAGCAGGGAUUGUUCUUUUAAAUGGAAUUGGAUAUUAUAUUUUUCGAAGGUCCAACUCUCAGAAAAAUCAGUUUAGACGAGACCCUACAAACAAAAGUGUAAAACAUCUAGAAACUAUUGCCACCGCAACAGGAAAGCGCCUGUUGGUAUCCGGAUGGUGGGGGUUUGUCAGACAUCCAAAUUACUUGGGGGACCUUCUAAUGGCUCUGGCUUGGUCCCUACCAUGUGGAAUGUCACAUAUUUUGCCUUACUUCUAUGUCAUAUAUUUUACCAUCCUGCUCAUCCACCGAGAGGCCAGGGAUGAGAAUCAGUGCAGAGCCAAGUAUGGACUCGCUUGGGAUACAUACUGCAAACGAGUCCCCUAUAGAAUAAUCCCUUACAUUUACUAAUGCAGACCAAUGAGCUUUGAAGACCUUACAAUAAAACACGGACACGAACAUUGAUGUGUGUUAGUGCUAGCCAGCACUGGUGCUGAAUGACUGGUCCCUGCUGAAAUUUGACAUCAAAAUGAAAGAGCAAAAAACACAAACUCCUGUGGAAACCAUUGUGUUUUAGGUUGAU
Messenger RNA from Triplophysa dalaica, 1523 nucleotides. RefSeq names its product transmembrane 7 superfamily member 2 (gene tm7sf2). The record is from RefSeq and is a predicted model, not a curated record. Gene Ontology annotation, biological process: sterol biosynthetic process. The coding region runs from base 86 to 1351 and encodes 421 amino acids. Gene Ontology annotation, molecular function: oxidoreductase activity, acting on the CH-CH group of donors, NAD or NADP as acceptor. The transcript has 11 exons. Gene Ontology annotation, cellular component: nuclear inner membrane; endoplasmic reticulum membrane. Lineage: Eukaryota; Metazoa; Chordata; Actinopteri; Cypriniformes; Nemacheilidae.